Molecule: messenger RNA, 588 nt
Organism: Penaeus indicus
Lineage: Eukaryota; Metazoa; Arthropoda; Malacostraca; Decapoda; Penaeidae
Product: mucin-1-like
Exons: 2
Coding region: 1-588 (195 amino acids)
Source: RefSeq, a predicted model, not a curated record
AUGGCUAGGUUGAGCAGGUGUGUGAGAGAUUGUUCCAGUGCCAGCUCUGAUGUUAUGACGCUCCAGAGUGCAAAUCCAUGGCCAGUCGUGACAGAAGGGGACGCCGAGGGACAUGCGGGACACCCAGGGGAACCGAGGGACACGCAGGGACACCGAGGGACACGCAGGGACACCGAGGGACACGCAGGGACACCGAGGGACACCGAGGAACACGCAGGGAAACCGAGGGACACACAGGGACACCGAGGGACACGCAGGGAAACCGAGGGACACACAGGGACACCGAGGGACACGCAGGGACACCGAGGGACACGCAGGGACACGCAGGGACACCGAGGGACACGCAGGGACACCGAGGGACACGCAGGGACACCGAGGGACACGCAGGGACACCGAGGGACACGCAGGGACACCGAGGGACACGCAGGGACACCGAGGGACAUGCAGGGACACCGAGGGACACGCAGGGACACCGAGGGACACGCAGGGACACCGAGGGACACGCAGGGACACCGAGGGACACGCAGGGACACCGAGGGACACGCAGGGACACCGAGGGACACGCAAGGACACACAGGGACGCAUUAG